Molecule: messenger RNA, 350 nt
Organism: Chiloscyllium plagiosum (whitespotted bambooshark)
Lineage: Eukaryota; Metazoa; Chordata; Chondrichthyes; Orectolobiformes; Hemiscylliidae
Source: RefSeq, a predicted model, not a curated record
UGACAUCUCCCUCACUCUCUCUGUCCAGGAUUUUGAAGUGGAGAAUAAGGAAUUAUCGGACGAUGAGAUGGAGUUGGACCGGGACGAGACAGUGGGCUGGAGUACGGUGAAUCUGGAUGAGGAGAAGAAGCAGCCGGAGUUCUCAGCCACAUCCACCACUAUCCUGGAUGAGGAACCCAUCGUCAACUGCGGGCUGGCAGCUGCUUUGCAUCUCUGCAGGAACAAAGGUCUCCUCGACACCACGAUGCAGAAAGUCGCCCGAGUUCGUUCCUCAGCGAAGAGUCUCCCUUCGACAGUUUAUGCCAUUGAAGACAAGAUGUGAGUAACCCAUCGACAGGGUGUUGGCGUGG